GGCGCCUAACAACAGCGAAAAGAUACCCCAGCCUGUACCAUGCAGCCCGGAGACGAGGACUCCAUUGGAGUAUCGAUUUUUCAGCCUUUUCAUCUGUAAAAGGGGUUCUGUUGACCCCGUCCUCUCUUUCCACGGCAUUCGAACUACCGCAUUGGCAUUAAUUUGACAUACCUACACACGCACCCACUCACCCACCCACUCUCGAACAGCAAAACGGUUACAGAAACAGGUUUACCGUAGCCCACUCCGGUGGCACAGACGGAAAAGGAGUUUACUGAGGUUCUUUGGGUCAGAAGAUUUGGAAUCAUGGAUUUAUUUCCAUUUUCAGCCCGAAUUUAUUGGUGGAGGGUGUUGUUUCUCCUGAGCGUAUUCCAGGACUAUUUGAGUACUCUUCUGGACUGCCCGCCGUCAUGCACUUGCUUCAACACGCAGAUCAAUUGCAAUAAGUCGGACGAAGCGAAAUUCUUUCCCCUUCUUGCUCAAGACACCAACGAAGGGAACAACACAAACAUCACCUCCAUCAUCACCACCAUAAACAUUGAUGGCUGGUCUGGGCUGCAGGAACUCAGAGAGGUGGACCUGGAUCUCUACACUGGACUGCAGAGCCUAUCUAUCACCAACAGCAACCUGCGUUCCAUCUCGCCCAAGGCCUUUCAACUGAACCCCAACCUACGGUACAUAAACCUGUCCAGGAACCCGAUAAAAAGAUUGCGCUGGUCCAUGUUCAAGAACCUGCAACUCACUGAACUGAGGCUUGAUGGCAUGCUGUUUGACUGUGGGUGUAGCAUACGCUGGCUGCAGCUAUGGCAACAGAGAGGAGAGGCGGGGCUUCAAAGCCAGCAGCUCUAUUGUAAUUUGAACACCACCACCAUCCCCUUGCAGGCCAUGAACAUCUCACACUGUGACUUGCCAGAGGUGAGCAUGACCCACACUAGCAUCACGGUAACUGAAGGAGACAAUGUGACCACGUUCUGUAAUGGAACAGCCACUCCAAUACCAGAGGUGGACUGGAACAUUAACGGCCUGACCUCAACUCAGAUACAUCAGGCACAUCUUGACAAUGUCACGAACAUUCAUGCAAUCACCCUGACUCUGGUCAAUAUCAGCAGAGAGGACAACAACUUCAUGCUGACCUGCGUUGCCGAGAACGACGUGGGGAUGACCAACGCCUCUGUCCAGCUCACUGUGCAAUUCCCUCCCACCAUCGUGAAGCUGGAUGAGCCCGAGCGCCGGCACCACACCUGCAUCGAGUUCACGGUGCGUGGCUGGCCGCAGCCGACGCUACGCUGGUACCUGGAUGACCAGGAGCUGGUCGAGACGGAAUACGUGCGGACGGAGAUGGACAACUACAAGGACUACCUGGAGGGCUGCCUCACCUUCCAAAACCCCACGCACCACAACAACGGCAACUACACUCUGGAGGCCAGGAACUUCCUGGGUGUGGCCAACAAGACUAUACGAGGGCACUUCCUGGACUUGCCGUUUCCAGAAUAUGAGGAUUAUGGCACUCCUACACCGACCAUCACUGUAACACACCGGCCAGAUGAGGACACCUUCGGGGUGUCCAUCGCCGUGGGCCUUGCCGGCUUUGCCUGCCUUCUUCUCGUCAUUAUGUUCGUCCUCAUCAACAAAUAUGGCCGACGCUCCAAGUUCGGGAUGAAAGGUCCAGUGGCAGUGAUCAGUGGAGAGGAAGACUCUGCGAGUCCUCUUCAUCAUGUAAACCAUGGCAUCAUCACUCCAUGCACGCUAGAUGCAGGGCCUGACGCGGUGGUGAUUGGAAUGACCCGCAUCCCUGUCAUUGAGAACCCGCAGUACUUCAGACAUGGACACAACUGCAACAAACCCGCCACCUACGUCCAGCACAUUAAGCGAAGAGACAUCGUGCUGAAGAGGGAGCUGGGAGAGGGGGCCUUUGGGAAGGUCUUCCUGGCAGAGUGCUACAACCUCAGCCCCACCAAGGACAAGAUGCUGGUGGCUGUCAAGACUCUAAAGGACCCAACGUUGGCAGCAAGGAAGGAUUUCCAGCGAGAGGCUGAGUUAUUGACCAACCUGCAACACGAGCACAUCGUCAAGUUCUACGGCGUGUGUGUGGACGGAGAUCCUCUCAUCAUGGUGUUUGAGUACAUGAAGCACGGAGACCUCAACAAGUUCCUCAGAGCCCAUGGGCCAGACGCUAUGAUCCUGGUUGACGGUCAGCCACUGCAGACCAGCGGCGAGCUGGGUCUGUCUCAGAUGCUACACAUCGCUUCCCAGAUCGCCGCGGGGAUGGUCUACCUGGCCUCCCAGCACUUCGUCCACCGCGACCUGGCCACGCGCAACUGCCUGGUGGGAAACGGCCUGCUGGUCAAGAUCGGAGACUUCGGCAUGUCCAGAGACAUCUACAGCACCGACUACUACAGGGUAAGGGUCGGAGGUCAUACCAUGCUGCCCAUUCGCUGGAUGCCCCCUGAGAGCAUCAUGUACAGGAAGUUCUCGACGGAGAGCGACGUGUGGAGCUUCGGCGUCAUCCUGUGGGAGAUUUUCACCUACGGAAAACAGCCCUGGUUCCAGCUGGCCAAUAACGAGGUGAUUGAGUGUAUUACUCAGGGCAGGGUGCUGGAGCGGCCGCGGGUGUGUCCAAAGGAGGUGUAUGACAUGAUGUUGGGCUGUUGGCAGAGGGAGCCCCAGCAGAGGCUCAACAUCAAAGACAUCCAGAAGAUCCUCUACGCCUUGGGCAAGGCCACGCCUGUUUACCUGGACAUCUUGGGCUAGCGCUGCCACCGCCUGUCGGGGGCUUUUGUCCGUCUUUUCCGUCUGUUCCGUGUCUAUGAUGGCGGCUGACUCCUGAACAGCUUCUGCCUGGAUGCUGGUUACGUUCCCCCUACAGAUGAACGACAUCCCAGGAAUAUCCCAAAACAACACAAACCUUAACACUCCGCUGUCACACACGCCCUCCACACGGGGAGAGACUCAAGUGCCUGCUAAAACCUUUGGAUACACUGGAUAAAGUCUUUAAACAAAAGCACUUUUACAUUUUGUUUACCUGCAUUUAAAAAUGUACAGUUACACUGUAUGAAGAGGAACAGUCUGUCUUUUUUCGUAAAAACAACACUGUUCAAAGACAAAAAAAUACAAAAAAUACAACAAAUAAUAAGAAAAAUGCUUAAGAUCAAAGAAAAAGAAGACAACACAGGAUUAAAUGUUGGCUUUUUCGUAUUCUGAAACGAUGACAUGACGAUUUAGCUCUCCUGUCCAAUCUUCUGUUUUCAUUUUAUAAGUAUAUAUAUAUUAUAUAUAUUUUUAUUUCCUUUUUUUGUCAAAACGUUUGGACGUCUGCCAUCCCUCUAGUGAAGGGCACACCCCCUUUUGAAGGAGACAGCUUGUUGUUGUCCAGUCAGACCAUUAGCAGUGACUUGGAGAAGCCUUACUGCAAUCUGAUUGACUGGGCCUUCUCUUUGACAAAGGAGGAAGCAUCAAACAGGGCUCUUGAUUCCUCUAGCAGAGAAAGCUUUCUAAAGGGAAGAACUCCAUGUUGAAAAGGAGCCCCCAGUCAAACCAACACAUUUAUUUAAAAUAGAAUGUAUAUAAUGUAAAUCUGUGUGUCACAAAGCUACAGUAUGAUAACUUAUUUCCUAUUUAGAAUAUUUUAGUUCCUUGGUGUGCAGUACCGGUGAGUGAAUUCUAUAAAUAUUUUGAUAAUAUUGUUUUCUUUUGUUCUUUUGCUUUGUUCUUGUUGUUCAUGUUUUGAAAAUAUCCACCCAAUCAUAGAAUGUAUGUUUUAAUUAAGUUAAUCCCUGAGAGUUUUCUAGUUUGUUGAUUCCAUUGGGUGCGCGACUAAAGCUGAGCUAAGCUGCAAGGAUACUCAUGACCAGAAACUCACCAAACAUCCACCACAUUUACCAAACAUUCACCAGAAGCUCACCAAACAUCCACCAAAUUUGCCAAACAUUCACCAGAAGCUCAACCACCAGACAUCCACCAAAUUUAUCAAACAAUCUCCAGACACUCACUGAACAUCCACCACAUUUAUCAAACAUUCACCACAUUUACUGUACCAAACACUCACCAAACUUUCACCAAACAAUUGAACAAACAUUCACUAGA
Molecule: messenger RNA, 4083 nt
Organism: Alosa sapidissima (American shad)
Lineage: Eukaryota; Metazoa; Chordata; Actinopteri; Clupeiformes; Clupeidae
Gene: ntrk3a
Product: neurotrophic tyrosine kinase, receptor, type 3a
Exons: 17
Coding region: 307-2751 (814 amino acids)
Biological process (GO): multicellular organism development; protein phosphorylation; cell surface receptor protein tyrosine kinase signaling pathway
Cellular component (GO): plasma membrane; axon; signaling receptor complex
Molecular function (GO): neurotrophin receptor activity; ATP binding; neurotrophin binding
Source: RefSeq, a predicted model, not a curated record